Molecule: messenger RNA, 1924 nt
Organism: Nicotiana tabacum (common tobacco)
Lineage: Eukaryota; Viridiplantae; Streptophyta; Magnoliopsida; Solanales; Solanaceae
Molecular function (GO): kinase activity
Source: RefSeq, a predicted model, not a curated record
GAAUUUGACGUAUGAUUUGCAUAUAAACUAUUGUGCGAGCCUUGAGCGUGAAGAAUCAGCAAGAACUUAAUUUCUUAAUAUCUCCAACUUGGGUCUUUCAAUUUUUGUGUUAACUGAGCUGAUAUCUGCCUUACUGCAGAAAAUGUAUGGUUAAAACGUCGAUUCAGUUCAACCCCACAUGCGGCUACAACCCCAAUAAACAACAUUGUUGUGUGCAUUUCUCUUUAUUAGCUAGCUGUUGAUUAUAACUUUUCACGAUUUUCUUGGAUUUGGUUUAUCUGAUGAAUUAACUUUUUAUUUUUCAUUCAAGCAUUUGGGUUGUGGGAUGGUGGCAUUAGACUUUUUGGUUACUGUUGAUUCUUAUCCUAAGCCUGAUGAUAAGAUUCGUAGCACCAACUUUCUGUGAUUGAUUUUUCUUUAGUACUCUUCUGCAAAGUUGAGCUCAAUUUCUUGAUUUGGAUUGAAAUUUCAAGGGAUAUUUGGCUUUGUAUAGGUUCAAGGAGGUGGGAACACUGGGAGUGCUUUGACCUGUCACCUGUGCAGCUCGUUUGGGUUUAACUCCGAGAAUUAUAUCAAAGGUUGCGGAUGAUUCCCAAGGGAAAAGAAUACUGAAUGAACUAGAAGCUGAUGGAAUUGAUGCAUCUUUUAUUGUGGUGUCCGAAGGGGGCCAUUCUACAAUCUUUUACGUCAUUGUUGACAGUCAAACGGUAUCCGCCGAUGGUGUCUGCUGAUCUGCCAGACUCGAGUUUGUUAUCUGCAUUAGACGGUGUGAAACUUGUAUAUACUGAUGGAGUACUGCAUGAAAAUGCUUUGGUUGUGGCACAAGAGGCACAUCGAAGGAGUAUACCUAUUGUGAUUGAUGCAGAAAGAAAAAUAGAAGGAUUGGAUGAGCUUUUGCACUUGGCAACCUAUGUUAUUUGCUCAACAAGAUUUCCACAGAUAUGGACUGAGGCUCCAUCUAUACCAGGUGCACUUAUUUUGAUACUUUUGAAGUUGCCAAGUGCCAAAUUUGUAAUUGUGACAUUGGGUGAAGAUGGCUGCAUAAUGCUAGAAAGAGCAGAAACUGGGGAUGUCCAAUAUGAAGAAGUUGACAUUGAUGACUUGUUUGAAAAGAUGAAGCAGAGCAUAGAUACUACCUCAACCAUGCCGACAUGCAAAUCCUCGGAUGUAGCAAAGCUGCACGCAAAAGGGACUGGAACUUUGAGUGGUAGGCUGUUGGUUGGAACAGCUGAGAAGAUACCAUCUUCAGAACUAGUCGAUACAACUGGUGCUGGAGAUGCAUUUGUUGGAGCAGUUCUUUAUUCUCUCUGUGCCAAUUUGCCAGCAGAAAAGAUGUAAAGUUUUGGUGCUCAAGUGGCAGGUAUUGGUUGUAGAGCCUUGGGAGCAAGAGCUGGUCUUCCUCUUCUGAGAGACCCUCGCUUGACACCCUUUUUAGCCUAAUUAGAAGACCAGAGAUAAGCAGUAGCUACUAGCUAUGAUGACUUAGGCUAUUUCUUGGUUUCUUUCUCUAUUUUUAAUUUUAUUAUUUAUGUUUUGGUUUCCAUUUUGACACUAAUAUUUGACUAGUUUUGGUACAUAUGACCUGAAAUCGGUUUGGACAAAAACUUUGAAUUUAUGCAGAAAGCAAUGUUGAGGAACUUGCACCUUUAUCAAGUAGAUGGAACUCAGUGAUCGCAGCUUUUAGUUCUGUGGUUUACAAAAGAAAUGAAAAGAAAAAAAAUUCAAUAGCUUAAUGUGAAAUUUUUGUUUUCAUUUACGGGUGGGGUUCGCCGACCCCAAAACUUUUUGCGACUGUGGCGUAGUUGUAUUUAUGGGUGAGGGCAGGGCCGUGAAAUAUAAGCAUCAGUAUACAAUUCUAAUCAUUGGAUCAUCCAAUUUGGAUUUUGCAUUUUAUUUAUGAUUUUGCUGUUUUUUUGUGGAGAUA